AAAAUUUAAGAUUCAUAACUCGAUUCGAAAAUGUUACGGGAAACUCUGGAAAUAAUAAUUGGUUCAUAUCGAGUUUACUUUAUAAAAAGGGCAGGUUCUUCGAUUUGACGGAUAUGUUGCAGACAUGCUUUUUGGUGUUAUGUUUGUGAUUUGUUUGGUUUUUAAUUAUGCUCAGGCAGACAGUUUUCCUUCUCUUCUUGCUACGAAUGCUACCUUGGCCGUCGUACUAGAUCGAGAAUAUCUUGCUGAGGAAUAUGAAAACGUACGACUAAAAAUUGAAGAGUACCUUGUUUACGCGAAGCGAGAGAUUUUACGACAUGGAGGAGUGAACGUAAUCUACUAUAGUUGGACGGCAAUUAAUACAAAGCGAGAUAUUACAGCUAUACUGAGUAUAGCUUCUUGUUACGAUACAUGGAGGUUAUUUCACAACGCCCGCAGCGAAAAUGUAUUCCACAUGGCGAUUUCGGAGGCCGACUGUCCACGAUUACCUUCCGACGAGGCCAUCACCGUUCCGAUAUUAGAAGCCGGACAAGAAACUCCUCAGCUAUUGUUGGAUCUACGCACUUCGAAUAUUUACAAAUGGAAGGAGAUCGUACUAAUCUACGACAACACCAUAAACAGCGAUUUACUAACUAGAGUAAUCAAAUCGUUGACUAAACCGGCUAAUAAAAUGUCAGCUUCAGGGAUAUCUCUAAUGGAAUUGAUUGAUUUUGCGACUAUGGACGAAAUACGCCUAAAUAUUAAGUAUAAAUUGUCGACAAUCAGUUCCACACGGGUCGGUGGUAAUUUCUUAGUAAUAGUUUCGUACAAACUGGUCGACUUAAUAAUGGAGUACGCUAAGCAACUAAACUUGGUGGACAUUAAGAACCAGUGGUUGUACGUUAUAUCUGACACCAACAGCAAAAUCAGCAAUAUGAAAAAAUUCAAAAGACUGCUGAAAGAAGGCGACAAUGUCGGCUUUGUUUUUAAUUCGUCGGUAUCCAGUCACAUGUGUGAAGGAGGAAUGGUGUGUCACGUCGAACAAAUUCUUGGCGAUUUCAUAUUGGCAUUGGAUGAUGCAAUCGUUGAUGAAUUCGAAAUGGCCGCUCAAGUUUCGGAAGAAGAAUGGGAAGCCAUACGACCUACAAAACUGGAGAGGAGCAACUUUCUGCUUCAGAAAGUCAAGAAAUAUCUUGUCGAUCUCGGGGCCUGCGAUAAUUGCACAAAGUGGACUUUACAGACAUCAGAAACCUGGGGAAGGGAGUAUCAGACCCAAGACUACCAGUCAGAUUCUAUCGCAGAAAUAUUACCUGUGGGAACUUGGAGACCUAGUGACGGUCCCUCGAUGAAGGACGAGUUAUUCCCUCACAUCGCCCAUGGCUUUAGAGGCAAAAACUUACCCUUUGUAUCAUUUCACAAUCCGCCUUGGCAAAUACUAAAAACGAACCAAACCGGAGACGUGGUCGAAUAUGGAGGUCUAGUGUUUGAUAUAAUCAAGGAACUAGCGAAAAAUUUGAACUUCACUUACACGGUAGAGAUCGUAAAGACGACUAACAUCAACUCAAACUUAUCAAAGUUUACCAAUGAAACCGCGACAUCAGCCGAGACGUCAAGCAUAACCACUUUCAACAUUCCCCGUGGUAUCUUGGAGAAAGUGCACAACAAAACGGUGGCGCUUGGCGCAUGCGCUUUUACCAUUACAGAAGAUAAUAAGAAGUUAAUAAAUUUCACUGUGCCUAUAAGUAUUCAGCUCUACACUUUUUUGGUAGCCAGGCCGAAGGAGCUGACUCGAGCGUUAUUGUUCACUUCGCCGUUUAAGGGUGACACCUGGUUAUGUCUUGCGGCAACAAUUAUUUCCAUGGGACCGAUACUGUUUUAUAUAAACAAGAUGAGCCCCGUAUACGAAUACAAAGGUGCGAAGAUUAAGGGUGGUCUCUCGACAGUACAGAACUGCAUUUGGUAUAUGUAUGGCGCUCUUCUGCAACAAGGUGGUAUGCAUCUUCCUUACGCCGACAGCGCGAGAAUCCUAGUGGGAUCGUGGUGGUUGGUAGUUCUAAUUAUAGCAACCACAUACUCCGGGAAUUUAGUAGCUUUUCUCACAUUUCCGCGAAUUGACACCCCAAUCACCACCCUUGAAGAGCUAAUUCGUUACCGAGAAACGGUUACCUGGAGUAUAGCAAAAAACUCGUUUUUGGACGACCAGCUGAAGACCAGCACCGACGAAACCUACAAACUCCUCUACGAUGAACAAAUAGAAAUUGAUGAUCAAAAGCUGUUGCUAGAUAAGAUCAAGUCAGGGAAGCACGUUUACAUAGAUUGGAAAAUUAAGCUGCAGUAUUAUAUGAAACAAGAGUUUUUAAUUAGUGAUACCUGCCUCCUUACUUUGGGAUCAGAUGAAUUUCUAGAUGAAAAAAUUGCUCUAAUUGUGGCACCUGACACUCCUUAUUUGAGUAGGAUAAAUGAGGAGAUAACUAAGUUGCAUCAGGUGGGACUGAUUCAAAAAUGGCUCGAGGACUACUUGCCCAAAAGGGACAAGUGCUGGAAGAGAAAAAGCUCGGUGGAAGUUAACAAUCACACUGUCAAUAUGGACGACAUGCAAGGCAGUUUUUUCGUACUAGCCCUUGGGUUCUUCAUAGCAUGUUUGAUCAUCGCAUCGGAGAAAUUGUGGUUCAAACAAGUAACAAAACAAAGGGAAAAUGUACACGAAUUUAUUUCAUGAAUAAUCCCAUCCCAUCAGGUUAUAUAGUCAUAUUAAUGUAUCAAGU
Molecule: messenger RNA, 2744 nt
Organism: Cylas formicarius (sweet potato weevil)
Lineage: Eukaryota; Metazoa; Arthropoda; Insecta; Coleoptera; Brentidae
Gene: Ir93a
Product: ionotropic receptor 93a
Exons: 14
Coding region: 125-2698 (857 amino acids)
Cellular component (GO): membrane
Molecular function (GO): glutamate-gated receptor activity
Source: RefSeq, a predicted model, not a curated record